UAGAGGAAGAACACAUCAUAGUGCAAUAAAUGGCAAUGGCAAUGGAGAAUGAUGAAGUGAGAUUGAGAAAAAGAAGAAGAAGAGUGUUUGAAGAAGAAGGUGAGCUCCAAGAAGCAAGGUAUAUCAAGAAGAAGAAGAAGCAGCCGCAGCCGCAACAGCACGAAAAUUCUAAUGUGAUCACUACUAAGAGAAGUUCAAAAUUUCGUGGGGUUAGCAGACAUAGAUGGACGGGUAGGUUUGAGGCUCAUUUAUGGGACAAGCUUUCUUGGAAUGUAACUCAAAAAAAGAAAGGGAAGCAAGUUUAUCUUGGUGCUUAUGAUGAAGAAGAAUCUGCUGCCAGAGCAUAUGAUUUAGCAGCACUUAAGUAUUGGGGAACAUCAACUUUUACUAAUUUUCCGUUAUCAGAUUAUGAGAAAGAGCUAGAAAUAAUGCAGACUAUGACCAAAGAAGAGUACUUGGCAACUUUAAGGAGGAAGAGUAGUGGCUUCUCAAGAGGUGUAUCAAAGUAUAGGGGUGUUGCAAGGCAUCAUCAGAAUGGAAGAUGGGAAGCAAGGAUAGGAAGGGUUUUUGGAAACAAAUAUCUUUACCUUGGAACCUACAGCACACAAGAGGAAGCAGCACGAGCCUAUGACAUAGCAGCAAUUGAGUACAGAGGAAUUAAUGCUGUCACCAACUUUGAUUUAAGUAAUUACAUCACAUGGUUGAAGCCUUCACACCAAAACUCCCAAGACCCAAAACCUGAAACAGAAGUAGUACUAAACUCUCAAACACUCACUUCUCCAUCCAACUAUGCUCCAAAUCCAAUACAACAUUCAAAACCAUUGCCCUUUGACAAUACCUCUUUCAUCAGUCUUGAUCACCUGAAUUACCCUGAAAAUCAAGAAGUCUUUGAUAACAAAAUGUAUCGAUUUUCGAGCAGCAAAUCGUCUUCUCCCACGGCUCUUGGCCUUCUCUUUCGCUCUUCUCUGUUUAGGGAAUUGGUUGAAAAGAACUCAAACAAUGCAUGUGGAGAUGAACCUGAUGAGUAUGUCAGAAAGGAUCAACAACAACACAUAGUCAGUGAUGAUGAACUGGGUGGGUUCUUCUGUGACGGCAGUGACAGCAUUUCAUUUUUCUAUGAUCCAAACACAAACGGCUUAGAACUUCAAGAAAGCGACCUCUACUCAAUUCUUUGA
Molecule: messenger RNA, 1175 nt
Organism: Arachis duranensis
Lineage: Eukaryota; Viridiplantae; Streptophyta; Magnoliopsida; Fabales; Fabaceae
Product: AP2-like ethylene-responsive transcription factor At1g16060
Exons: 8
Coding region: 30-1175 (381 amino acids)
Biological process (GO): regulation of DNA-templated transcription
Molecular function (GO): DNA-binding transcription factor activity; DNA binding
Source: RefSeq, a predicted model, not a curated record